GAUCCUGAGCGUCUGUUGGCUGCAAAAGACGAAUUCUUAUUUGGAAUUUGUAGCCAACCAUCGGAAAUAAGUUUCUGCGUCGAGUAAAGAUGCUCCGAAUUGAAGAUAAGGUCGUGGCCACGGGAGAGACGCGUUCGGGCUCUGCGUUGCUGACACUAGUUAGCUGCUUGGGAUGUCAAGAGUCUCUAUGAGCCAGGUUAGUGUUAGUGGCGUGUAAGAUGAACGUCGAGGCACUUGGCAUUAUGAGUCCCGCGUCGGAGCACACACAGAUUUUCUCUCCCGUUUGUCUGUCUCACUGUUUUUGUGCAUCGAGCCGUGUAAUUUUACUUUCCGCCAAGUUCGAAUGUCUUUCGGAGUUGACGCAUGUUUCCUGCAAGUAUAAAUCCUACGCGGCGAGUCUGUUCAGAUAAAAUGGCUACUUUUUCCUCCCGUCGGUAUCCGGCGCGGCUCCUGGAAACCCUUAUCUCCUUCCACCCAUAUCCGUCUUUACGAACUCCCAUCUACUUCAAGUUUUCCCAAGCAGUUUAUUUCCAUGGCUGUUGCUAUGGUAACUCUAAGGCUUCGGUGCAUCGUGUGUUCAGUUGGAAUAUCGGCCGGCUCAUGACUUAUCCUCACUGACGUUUUGCGUGGUUUUUCUCAGUAUCCUCAGGAGACAGCGACGCUGACGUGAUGUUGAACUAGAAAGCGCCUGGUCGCGGGAUUCUGUUAAGUGGUGACCGAUUGAUGAAGGAAUGGAGAAGAUUUCAGGAUUGUCUCUUUUGACCUCUGAGUAGGAAGUCAAAUCUAAGUUCGGGAAGUUUGGUUCGUUGUGGGAUGCAGGGAGAAUAAUUUGGUGAUGGUGGCAGCCGUGGAGAGUUGGGUUUGUUCUGAAUCACUGGGUCGUUUAUAUUCUUAAGGGCGAGACAACCUUCUUCCAACACAAAGACAGGAAACAUGUCAAUUGGUCACAUGACACGGUGAAACCAACAGUAGGAAGGCACUAGAUGUCAGAUCUAUUAUCGGCCUCUCGUGUAGAACUGGGCCUUGUGUCUUCUUCUAAACUUUUAUGUUUUAAAUCGGAGACCAUGCGCGAAGUCCAUAUGACAGGCCACAGUAAUUCACAUGUUCGCAAAGCAAUUGGCGUAUUUGGAUGAAUGUUGCAAAAAAACGGAAAUAUUUUGUUUUCCAGACGAAAGUCUUACCCACCGGUGGGCUUUUCCCCCAGGGGUAAAUCGGCCGGAGAGUGAAGCAGACGAAACCUGCAUCUUGUGUAGAGAAUACCGGGAGCUGUGCCCCCACCUUCCCUUGCGUGUCUGCAGUUUUCGCCAGAAAGGGGCAGUCGGCUGUCCACCCAUUGCGUGCGGUAAAGACGCGAACGUGACCACUCUUACGCCUGAAAUGCGCGGAGCUUCGCCUCCACGCCCUCGAUGGUUAAGUGGUAUGCGGCCAUGGUCAUCGCGUCGCUAAAGUUGUCGGCCCGGAUCGGUCACCGUCGGCCCUCAUCGGCAUCGUCCCGACCGCGCAGCGCACGCUGAACGUCGCGCAGUCUUGUGCGUACUUUGUGGCCGAUCGCGCGUGUGAUGAACUUCAGUGGCAACAGGAUAGUGAAGCAACCGCCUGGUGGCGACUGUCACGACCUCUUCGGGGCCGAGUUUAAGGGCUCGCCCUGCCAUCACAGGGUAUUGAAGCCCCCGGGCGGUGGCAGCAGCGACAUCUUUGGGAAUGUCGAGGCAGUAGAGCAGUCACCACGAAGAGUGAGGAGCAAGCAGUACUUGCAGUCGUCGGUGUUUGCUGCCAAUGGCGUUUGUGAGCCAACCGGCACACCGCGCAGCAAGCCCGGUAAUGAUUCGCACAGCCGCCUGUUCGGCCCCGUAGAAAGCCGGCCCCAAUGCACGCCCAAGAAUCGAAUGAAAAGUAACAUUCCCUUUGGAUUGGUGGGAGCUGCUUCUGAUCCACAGGAGUCUGCUCCGAGAGAUGUGGUGCAUGUGGUGUUUGGUGUCGCACGGUGUGGCUUGGCUUGUUGGUUCCAGUUAGGCGCAAUCCGGUCACUGGCGAUGGUGUCCCUUCGAGUGACUGCAUCGUCAGAAGAAGUGUGAGGAAGCGAGAUGGUAACCCUGUGACUGGAGAUGGCUAUACUGCAGGAAAUGACGAAAAGGAUUCUCCAUCGACACCGGCAACCACAACCACCAACGGGAAGGGUAGCGGUGACAUCCGCCGUAACCGUGUGCCACCUGGAGGCUAC
Molecule: messenger RNA, 2221 nt
Organism: Zootermopsis nevadensis
Lineage: Eukaryota; Metazoa; Arthropoda; Insecta; Blattodea; Termopsidae
Product: microtubule-associated protein Jupiter
Cellular component (GO): nucleus
Source: RefSeq, a predicted model, not a curated record